UUUGCACAACGCCCUACCUGCCCACUCCCCAUUGUGGCACGGAGUUGCACGGCUGCUACAACGUAAACUACCCAGUGUUCUGGCAGUCUGCGAAGGAAGCGGACGCAGCACAGCAGACAAGAAGCGUGGAGCACUAGCGGUCUGUCAGUCCGACUAUCUGCCGAAUAAAAUAGGCUACACAAGAAGCUGAGCAGAUAACCACUCGGACAGAUCCAUGUCCCGUCCCAGUGGUUGAAAGAACAGAAAGAAACGAGAGGACACCUUCACAUGCAUGAAGAGCAACACGCAACACAAGGGGACUGUGAGUGCAGGUGAGGUGAGGACAAGGACAAGUCCUUCAUCCAUCCGUCAACGUCCGAGUGUCCCGGUGCCGCCCACUCUCAGGUCACCUCAACCGCGACGGCGGCCGAACAAAUAGGAGUCUCUCGAACCCAGCGUCCCUCAGACUGCCUGCCUUCGCAAAGCAAAUAUUUGAAGCCAUUAUAUCUCAUUUCCCAGGGCUAACCUUCGGUGAAAAGAUCAACGGAAAGGGAGUGAUCGCUCAGAGAGAGACGGACAAAGAGAGAAAGAAAGAAAGGGGGAGGGUGAAAAACAGUAACCCUUUCAAAGUGAACUCUGCCUGCUAUUUCUGCUGCGCUGUGGGCAGGAGAACGUCCCAUUUGGGAGUGCUUUUGGCCAGUGGCAACAGGAUUUCCCUGCUCCCUGCCCAUUUAUCCAAAUGCCUGUGUAAAUACUAGAUAGAGAUAUCAAUUUGUCUGGGCUCCAACAGUGCCCAAAAAGAGACUAUCUAUAGCUAUAAGCUAUCUAUAGCAAGCUCCACAUCAAACGUGGCCUCUGUGGUCACAGAAUUGCUACCUAUUUAUUUCCUCAGUAGAGAGAUUCAGGAACUGUGAGUGAGAAUGGGAGCUGUUAUGUCUUUAGUUCUGAAGCAGAAAGCUUACUGAAAAAGUUCACACUAGAGUAGAACUUGAAAGGCACAACAAUAAAUCCAGGGGGACACCUUUCGCCACUCGCUGCAGGAGAAGGCAGCCAUUUUGGGGCUGCUGUUUUGAUGUCUUUACCCGAAAGGGUGGAGCACCAUGAAACCGCUAACACCCAUAGGAUCCCCCUCACCUCUGAGGCUCCUCAACAAGGGCCCGGACUACCUGCGUAGGCAGAUGGAGGGUGGGGGCCAGGGCCGAUCUAUCAGCGCUGUAGAGAGACUAGAGGCAGACAAGGCCAAGUACGUUAAGAGCCAGCAGGUCAUUAACACCAAGCAGGAGCCCGUCCUGGUGCCCUGCACACCACCUCCUCCACACCGUCGUCCCCUCACCGUGCCUGGGAGUCUCACCCCACGGCUGCCACCCCGCCGUUCCUCUGCCCCUUUCCCCACCCUGACCGGCCCCCUCAAAGUACGAGACGAGAACGAGAAUGAUGACUCGAGGAAGGAGAAUCGGAGGACGUCGGUGGAUGUGGAAGCACGGAACAGGAGUAACGCCAACAAGGUGACCCCACCCAGCCCCAGGACCCCCAGGACUCAACCCUCCGUACCCCUGGUAGCCCCUCACAGUGCACCCAUCCUGAGGAGGAGCACCGGUAAGCGCAUGCUGCGGCCUGACUCCCUGGUCAUCUACCGGCAGAAGAAAGAGUGCAAAAGCCUGCCUAGUGGUGGCAUCGUAUUGGGGAACUCCACCAUGGAGAUAAAGGGGUACAACUUUGUCCGCCGCCUCUUCCUGGGCUCCAUGCGGGAGAAGAGUGGCGGGGGCGAGGGGGACACCCAGAAGAUGGUGAUCAGCGAGGAGAAAGCUCUGUCGCGGGAUGGUGACUCACACAUGUCCUGGACCACUGACAAGGACACAGUGGACGGGGGACAGGGAGGGCCGGGUAGCCAGAGAUCCAGUAAGACGGACCACGAGCGCUCACCGCUGCCCAGCCCUGGCUUCAGCUGUACACCGGAGCGGACUAAGAAUGGUGUUAGCUGUGUUAGCAAUGGCACCACCAAUGGUACCAGAAAUGGCAAUGGCAUCACCAAUGGUACCAGAAAUGGCAAUGGCAUCACCAAUGGUACCAGAAAUGGCAAUGGCAUCACCAAGGGCAACAACGUGAGUGACCACACUGACAACGAGGCGGACAUCUGGAAACGGGUGCCACCACCACCACCACCGCGGCGGCGUUCAGGACUACAACGCUCCAAGUCAGAUCUGCUUCUGCGAUGCUCAGUGGCGUUGUCUGACCAGGAGCAUUUCUUUGACUACUGCGGGCUGGACCUGGACAUGGUGGACCGGCUGGGGCCUGAGAACUUCCUGGGUGGGGCCAGCGACGUAGACACGCUCUCGUUGGUGCUGAGGAGCAUAGGGGGAGGGCGCGGUGGCUCGGAGCCCAGCGAGUUCUCCCGCCACUCAGGAGAGGCGGGGCUUUUCCAGGAGGAGGUGGCCGAGAAGCUGACCACGGGGGUGUCAAUCAUCGAGAGGAACGCCCGUGUCAUCAAAUGGCUCUACAGCUGCAAGAAUGCAGCACAGGAGGGGCCCAAAGAGUCCACUGUUUAGACACCACUUCUCUAAAAGAAGACAUGUUCCCCUAUGACUGAAGGACAGAGACUUUGUUAUUGUACUGUAAUCCUUAGUCUUCUCCCAGGUUGAUAUGCUGUAUUUAUAGGUCCUAUGGAAAGUGAGGGGUGUGGAUGGGCUACACCUUAUUUUCCAGUGGAAUCAUUUACCCCUGAAGAUGUUAGUGUCAGUGAGUGUGUGCGGUUGUGUUGGAUAUGGCUGUCCCGCCCACUCCCUAUCCUAACCAAUAUGUAUUGUCAGAUCUAUAGUGACUGACAGCUCCGCUCUGACUCUACAACACACAAUAAGACGCAUCAGUGGGAAAACAACAGGCACAGAUGAGGCUGUAUUUAGCGUCGUGGACGCACAACACAACCCUACACUCUUCUCUCGAACAAAUUCAUAAUUUAGAAUGGAAGACCACAGAGGGUUUUUCUGAACUGGAGUGAACCGUGAGUACCUCAUUCCGAACUGUGCCCGUUUAGUUUGUGUGUUGCCUUUUUUUUCUUCUUAAACGCGGGCGUUGGAACAAACACGCGAGGGCCCCUGUGGGGUCGUUAAAUGCACUGAACUGGACGAAAAGUGAGAGAGGGAGGAAAUGAGUGAGAGAGAGAGAGUGGAAACGAGUGAGAGAGAGAGGAAACGAGUGAGAGAGAGAGGAAACGAGUGAGAGAGAGAGGAAACAAGUGAGAGAGAGAGGGAGGAAACGAGUGAGAGAGAGAGGAAACGAGUGAGAGAGAGAGAGAGAAUGAGAAACAGCUUUAUAGGAGACUCCUCUCAAAUUAAACACUGAGCAUAAUACUCUAGAGACAGUACUUCCAGGACAGUCGUAUUAGACAAGGAGGGACGCAGGGUCGGUUAUUUUGAUCCUACAGCACCUCUGAACCUUACCCCAAAGAGCGCUAUAACUCUUACACAGCAACUACUGACCACUGAUACGUUAGUUGUGACGCAAUUGUGAUUGAUUUUGACAGCUACAGCUGUGUGACUGGCUGGCAGCGAACUCUGCAUUGCCUUUUUAUCUGUUGCUACUGUGUAAGCUACCUUGUUGCCAUUGCAGGAUAGAAAUUAAAGUGUGAUAAGUUAUUUUUACUGGAUAGCUGGUCAAUUCCUUGUGGGAAAAAAAGUGACUUUUUACUUCGCUACCACAAAAUAUUAACUUAAAAGGGCAUUUUAAAUUCCUCACAAACACAGAUGUAUUUUGUUGCUGUUGUCAUGUAACAUUUUCACCAUAGUGUUCAAAGUGUAAGGGACCAUGAGCUAUCAGGUUGCCAAAUAUUUGAGGGUGUCACCUUCACAGAGCUGACGUUUACAGAGUCCCCCAGACUCCCUCUGGUUUGAGGGUUGGGGUUCCUCUCCCCUCUGGGGCCAAUGGUCAUCUGGUUAUAAUAAUAAUAAUAAUAUGCCAUUUAGCAGACGCUUUUAUCCAAAGCGACUUACAGUCAUGUGUGCAUACAUUCUACGUAUGGGUGGUCCCGGGAAUCGAACCCACUACCCUGGCGUUACAAGCGCCAUGCUCUACCAACUGAGCUCUACCCUAGGCCUGGGGGAGGACGGUAAGGGGGUGAGAACUCCCUCUCUUACCCCUCUACCUUUUUAAUAGCUGUAGAUCCUGUCUCACUUCAUCAAUCUGUCAGUGAUGCCCAUUUUUAUCGAAAUGAAAACGUCACCUUGAUCAGAGUUCUCCCUGGGAUACCUCUGAAAAAUUCACUGAAGUUCCGCGGGUGGUAUGUACGGGUUAGAAUGUGACACGGAGAGACAGAGUCAUUGGGUGGAGUAAUAUUGGACCUGAGGAGGGUCACAUGAUAGGCUAUGUAAUAAAUCAACAACCAAUCCCCUUUUAGAGCCAUGGUGUUUUCUCUCUGUAAGUAGCAUAGCGCCCCAAAACAACUGGACCCCCUUCCCCCCUUUAAACUGGAUUUGUGUUGCAAACUCUUCGGAGAAAAUUGUUCUCUUGCAUGUUUACAAAAUGUCUGUACAUUUUUCGAUCUGUUUUAUUUUCCGUGUAUAUGAGAGGUUUUAGUUUUUACUCCAAAGAGAAGUGUGUAUGAUGUUGUACACAGACAAUUUUAAGAAUAAAGUUAUAUUUGUGCGAGAAA
Messenger RNA from Oncorhynchus gorbuscha (pink salmon), 4624 nucleotides. RefSeq names its product protein FAM110C-like. The transcript is spliced from 2 exons. Lineage: Eukaryota; Metazoa; Chordata; Actinopteri; Salmoniformes; Salmonidae. Bases 1080 to 2525 code for a protein of 481 amino acids. The record is from RefSeq and is a predicted model, not a curated record.